Messenger RNA from Cooperia oncophora, 312 nucleotides. The record is from the annotation of a GenBank genome assembly. Lineage: Eukaryota; Metazoa; Nematoda; Chromadorea; Rhabditida; Trichostrongylidae.
AUGCGGCUCAUCAUACUUUUGAGUGUUUUGGUCGGUGUAUGGUCAGCACCCGUCGAUGUACAUCCACAAUGUGCUGCUUGUCAGAUGUUUUCCAUCGCGUUGGCGAAGAACAGCUUGAAAGGGAACGGAAUCGCUGAAACUCCACUGCAUGUCUGCUCGAAGUUGCCUCACUGCACGGAAACGCUCACGCAUUGCCAGAUAGUGAAUUCACUAAUGGCCGUUCCGCAUGCCAACAUUUCCUCAGAAAUGGCUCAUCGAUUUGCACGAGUACAGUCUCACCUCCAAUCAGUUGUAGAACUCUGUGAAAAAAGU